Messenger RNA from Tuber aestivum (summer truffle), 1649 nucleotides. The record is from the annotation of a GenBank genome assembly. Lineage: Eukaryota; Fungi; Ascomycota; Pezizomycetes; Pezizales; Tuberaceae.
UUUUUUUUUCUAUCCUCUGCGGUGGGCAUGUGCCUAAUCUGCUAAACUGUCUUCAUCUAGGUUGUCUUUUCACGCCAUACGUUGUUCAGUAUUGAGUAUUGGGCUAGAGAUAUAACCUCUCUAGCUCUCUCCUUUACCAGAAUCUCUGAGCUAUAGAUAAUAUGAUUGUGGCUUUUUUGUAUUUGUGUACCUACACCCCAUCCCAAAUGCUGAUGUUUCCAUUUCCACUUUCCCAGGAAAUGUCUCUUACUCAUAAAUUGGAUGCAUAUCAAAUACAAUUACCAAAAAAACACCCAUAGCGAGAGAUCCCCCAAGUCGAUUUGGUGAUGAUGGAAUAAUCGUACUGAGUAGAGCGGGACCUUUUUCCUUUAUAUUUGCGGUAUAUGAUUUUGAACGUUUCAUCAAUGGAGACUUGUCGAGUCUCCGAACAUAGUCUAUCAUAUUAUCAAAUCAUCACCUCCUCGGACAUUGUUCCUGGUCAUUUUAUCAUAAGAUCAUUUCUACCACUCUCUCGUUUUAUCUAAUCUGGUCAAUCUGAUUAGCACGUCAUUAAAUUCUUGGCAUUCUACUGAAGGAGAAAAAAAGACACAAACCCCGCCGUGGUCCCUCCUUCAACCUUCUUUAUCAGAUCAACUCGAGCGCCCCACCAAACAUUCCUUACCGCCCCACCAAACAUCCGGACCCCGAUACGACGUGAAACAAAACGAGAAGCCCUUGAAAGCGUAUCCGACAAAGGGAAAAAAAAAAAAAAAACCAACCGUCAAGAUGAGCAUCCAAAUUAAGAACGAGGAGGAGGUUACGGCGAUCCUUGAUAGGACCCCUGCUGACAAACUUGUCAUUCUCAACUUCUACGCGGCUUGGGCGGAGCCUUGUGCUCAGAUGAAUCAGUGAGCACGAGCCCAGAUUUGGAUCCUCCCCCAUUCCCUCAAUUUGCCUUACAGAAAAACCAGCUAACCAGAAUUAACAAAAUAGAGUCUUCGAAGCAAUUGCGACCAAGUCUCCCGAUGCCGCCAUCUACCUCUCCAUCGACGCAGAAGACGAAUCCAACGCCUCUGCCACCGAGAAAUACGACGUUACCGCUGUGCCAUACUUUCUCUUCCUAAAGGACCAAACAGUUCUCCAGAAAGUCUCGGGUGCAGACUCAGCACUGCUAAGAUCGGCUGUGGAAAAGCAUAGUGACGUCGAGACCCUCGACCUCCCCGCAAAACAAACUACCGCCGACCCGAGCUCUGCUGCUAAUGGAGCCACCACUGAAGACGGGGAAGGAGGAGAAGAAGACUUUGCAGAGGACAUCAAUGUCCGCCUUAAACAACUCGUAAGCGCUGCGCCCGUGAUGCUCUUCAUGAAGGGUACUCCGGCCCAGCCGCAGUGCGGAUUCUCCAGACAGCUCGUCGCACUGCUCAGGGAAAGGGAAGUGCGCUAUGGCUUUUUCAAUAUCCUCGCCGACGACGAAGUCAGACAGGGACUGAAGGUUUUUUCUGACUGGCCGACCUAUCCGCAAUUGUACUAUAAAGGACUUUUGGUCGGGGGAUUGGAUAUUGUGAGUUUUUUUCUUCUUUUCCUUUCUUCAUCCUCCCCCCCUUAUCCCUUAUCUUUUUAUUUGUCCUUGUGGGUGGGCGGUAUAGAGCUAAUGAAAGAGAUGCAAUAGG